Molecule: messenger RNA, 2438 nt
Organism: Helianthus annuus (common sunflower)
Lineage: Eukaryota; Viridiplantae; Streptophyta; Magnoliopsida; Asterales; Asteraceae
Exons: 3
Coding region: 331-2190 (619 amino acids)
Biological process (GO): regulation of DNA-templated transcription
Molecular function (GO): DNA-binding transcription factor activity; DNA binding
Source: RefSeq, a predicted model, not a curated record
UAUACCUUUUAGGCCCAAUUAUUAGAAUAAUCUGAGAUGUGACAACUUAAAAAAUCUAUGAACUCUUCAACUCUAAAAGGUUAAUUAAAUAUUGAAGGGUCGUAUGCCUGAAUCCUCGACUAUUCUAGUUCUUGAAUAGGUCAGGAGGAACCGUCCAAAUUAUAACUUUUAGACAUAAUUAAAAUAAACAAAGAGAUGUGACAUUUGCAUCAUGACUUCUUCACCUUUGACAAGCUCUGCUCCUUCUGCAUCUCUAUAUAAACACAUCAUGAUUUAGCUUAGUCGUAUCACAAACUCAACCAUCUACAAAUUACACUUUUAGAGAGUGAUAUGGCUAGGAAGAGAAAGCUAGCCACUGGUCAAGAACAGAGUCCUGAAUUCAACAUGGCUUGGGGUGGGAUGUUGACUGAAGCAGAGGAAACCACAGUACUAGGUGGUCCCCGGCGAGCCCGGAAGAAAUUUGUGGGGGUCCGGCAACGACCAUCUGGAAGAUGGGUUGCAGAGAUCAAGGACACCAUACAGAAGAUUAGAGUAUGGUUAGGCACCUUUGACACAGCAGAGGAAGCAGCCCGAGCCUAUGACGAAGCCGCUUGCUUGCUACGUGGAGCCAACACUCGCACGAAUUUCUGGCCUUGUCAACCUUUUUCAACCACAUCCGCCCUUCCCUCCAAGGUCGCAAGCCUUCUGCUUCGUAGGCUUGAAGCCCGGAAUAGGUCUUUAGCAGCAGCUCCAUCUUCACAAAGUACUUCUAUGCUGACCGUUAACCAUCAUGAUGAGGUGGCACAGCCGGAGGAAUUUGGAGAUAACGUUGAAGCAUUCUCAGAUACAUUCUGUACUGACUUUCUCAAGGAUCUUGAUGGGUUGCUACCUAUCAAUGAUACGGGUGAUCUUUACUGCAACACGAGCUUUGAGUCAUCAAUACCCGUUCAUGUGAAUCGUUGUGAUGUUCAAGCUGUAGCUCCGAGUUCAAGUGAAGAUACAAAUGGCGGGACUUUAAUACAAGAAGAAGAAGAAGAAACGAUUGAUUUCAAGUUUAUUGAUGAAGUUGGAUCCGUUUGCAACUUCUCUCCAUUUGAUAUAGCUCAAGAAAUUGAUUUAGAAGCAAGGGAUGAAGAAGAAGAAGAAGAGCCAUUGACAAUAAGUGAAUCAAUGAAAAGGAUGAAAUACGAGCGCAGGUUCUCGGCUUCGCUUUAUGCGUUCCAUGGUAUACCAGAGUGCUUAAAGCGAAAAUUGGGGUCCAAAAUGCAAUGUCGAGCAAAUGAAGAAAAUCACAAGGCAAGUGAUGUGGGUCCGGUGAGUGAUGGAGAACUAUCACUUUGGAGCUCCCUCGAUCUUCCUACCAUUUUGAAAGUUAUACCCUGCAUCAUACCUAGUAAUUUCAGCUCUUCAACAGAGAGGGGUAUGGCUAGGAAGAGAAAGCUAGCCACUGCUGAAGAACAGAAUCCUGAAUUCAACAUUGCCUGGGGUGGGAUGUUAACAGAGGCAGAGGUAACUGCAGCACUAGGCGGCCCCCGGCAAGCCCGGAGUAAGUUUAUCGGGGUCCGCCAACGACCAUCUGGCCGAUGGGUUGCAGAAAUCAAGGACACCAUACAAAAGAUUAGAGUAUGGUUAGGCACCUUUGACACUGCUGAGGAAGCGGCUCGAGCCUAUGAUGAAGCCGCUUGCUUGCUACGCGGAGCCAACACUCGCACGAAUUUCUGGCCUUCUCAACCGUUUUCUACCACAUCCUCCCUUCCGUCUAAAGUCACAAGACUUCUUCUUCGUAGGCUUGAAGCCCGGAAUAGGUCUUUAACAGCAGCUGCAUCUUCACAAAGUACUUCUAUGCUGACCGUUAAUCAUCAUGAUGAGGUGGCACGGCCAGAGGAAUUUGGAGAUAACGUUGAAGCGUUCACAGAUAUGUGCUUUACCGACUUUCUCAGGGAUCUUGAUGGGUGCCUCCCUAUCAAUGACACAAGCAAUCUUUACUGCAACACGAGCUUUGAAUCAUCUAUACCCGUUCAUGUGAAUCGUUGUGAUGAUCAAGUGGUAGCUCCAUCUUCAAGUGAAGAUACAAAUGACGGAAGUGUAAUACAAGAAGACGAAGAAGAAGAAGAAACAAUCGAUUUCAAGUUUCUUGAUGAAGUUGGAUCCGCUUGCAACUUCUCUGCAUUUGAUAUAACUCACGAAAUUUCUUUGGAACCAAUGGAAUAAGAAGAAGAAGAGCCACUGACAAUAAGCGAAGCAAUGAAAAGGAUGAUAUACGAGCACAAGUUCUCGGCCUCUCUUUAUGCUUUCCAUGGUAUACCUGAGUGCUUAAAGCGGGUUCGAAAUGCAAAGUCGAGCAAAUGAAGAAGCCGAAAAGGUGAUGGUAGAAAAUAGUAAGGCAAGUGAUGUGGGUUGAAGUGACGCUCUGGAGCUCGCUUGAUCUUCCUACCAUUUUCUAUGUUAACUAGACUCGA